Parus major (Great Tit) is the source of this 3687-nucleotide messenger RNA. RefSeq names its product solute carrier family 8 member A3 (gene SLC8A3). The coding region runs from base 642 to 3410 and encodes 922 amino acids. Lineage: Eukaryota; Metazoa; Chordata; Aves; Passeriformes; Paridae. Gene Ontology annotation, molecular function: calcium:sodium antiporter activity. Gene Ontology annotation, cellular component: axon; sarcolemma; postsynapse. The record is from RefSeq and is a predicted model, not a curated record. Gene Ontology annotation, biological process: calcium ion import across plasma membrane; sodium ion transmembrane transport; cell communication. The transcript is spliced from 8 exons.
CGCAGAUUGGCUUUUUGAUUUGGCUUCUUGCUGCAGUUGUGCAAACCUCGCUGGCUCCCAGAAAUCAGGCUCAGCGCUUUGCCGUGCACCGUAAUGCUAGGAAACCUGCACCGAGCCCCGAUGGUGUGAGCGCGGGAGCGGGGGAAGCCCAGCAGAUUCAGUGGCAAUCUGGGGUACAAUCCAUUUUCUCUUCCCCCCUCCCUCGACCCCCAUUCAUCUCCGUCCUCCUCGCCCUCCUCCCUCUUCGCCAAUCUCCCUUCCCUCCCCAAACUCCACCGCACGGAGCUGAAGAUCAAGGCUGGUGGAUUUAUCAACAUUUUACCUCCACCCCCACCCCCUUUUCCAGAUGCACCUCCCCGCUCUCCCUGACAGCUGCAAAAGGGAGCACAGGUUUUGUAGCGAGCGAGGCAACUUGGACUGACAUGCAAAGGCGAACCCCCCCGUACCCGCACACACCGUCGGUGAAUCACCGGGAGAUGCGAUGAGCUCCCUUUAGGAACCGGAAGGAUUUGUGUUGGGGAGCCAGUGGAGUCCCCCCCUCCCCAUCCCCCCAGCCCGACCCUCCAAAAAAAAGUCAGGAAAGCCGCCAGAAAGGGUUCUCGGCCUAUUUGGAUCUACACAGUGGAAGUUGCAUCUUGUGUAUGGCGUGGUUAAGCUUGCAGCCUGUCACCUCGGCCUUCCUCCAUUUUGGGCUGGUUACUUUUGUGCUGUUUUUGCAUGGUUUGCAGGUGGAUGCUGGCCUGACGGGAGACUCAACCAGUACAGUACAAAACAGCUCGUGUUCAGGAUCUUUUGACUGCAAGGAGGGUGUUAUCCUGCCAAUAUGGUACCCAGAAAACCCAUCCCUUGGGGACAAAAUUGCCCGUGUUAUUGUAUACUUUGUAGCGCUGAUCUACAUGUUCCUUGGAGUCUCCAUCAUUGCAGAUCGUUUCAUGGCGUCUAUAGAGGUCAUUACAUCGCAGGAGAAAGAAAUAACAAUUAAGAAACCCAAUGGAGAGACCACAACGACCACCAUUCGGAUUUGGAAUGAAACUGUUUCCAACUUGACCCUCAUGGCUCUGGGCUCCUCUGCUCCUGAGAUCCUCUUGUCUCUGAUAGAAGUGUGCGGGCAUGGAUUCAUAGCUGGAGACCUGGGGCCAUCCACAAUUGUUGGCAGCGCUGCGUUCAAUAUGUUUAUCAUCAUUGCCAUCUGUGUCUAUGUGAUCCCUGAUGGGGAAACCAGGAAGAUAAAACACCUGAGGGUUUUCUUUGUCACAGCGGCAUGGAGCAUCUUUGCUUACAUCUGGUUGUACAUGAUCCUUGCUGUCUUCUCUCCAGGUGUGGUUCAGGUUUGGGAAGGCCUGCUCACGCUUUUCUUCUUUCCACUUUGUGUCGUUCUGGCUUGGAUAGCAGAUAGACGCCUGCUUUUCUAUAAGUACAUGCACAAAAAGUACCGUACUGAUAAGCACAGGGGCAUUAUCAUAGAAUCAGAAGGCGAUCACCCGAAGGGAAUUGAGAUGGAUGGCAAGAUGAUGAACUCUCACUUUCUAGAUGGGAACUUAGUGACUGUGGAGGGGAAGGAGGUAGAUGAAUCUCGCAAAGAGAUGAUCCGGAUCCUAAAGGACCUGAAGCAAAAGCACCCAGAAAAGGACUUGGACCAGCUGGUAGAGAUGGCCAACUACUACGCCUUGUCUCAUCAGCAGAAGAGCAGAGCCUUUUAUCGCAUUCAGGCAACCAGAAUGAUGACGGGAGCUGGCAAUAUUCUGAAGAAGCACGCAGCUGAGCAAGCCAAGAGAACCACUAGCUUGCAUGAGGUACGGCCAGAGGAACCCGAGGAAUUCAUCUCUAAAAUUUAUUUUGACCCGUGCUCCUACCAGUGUCUUGAGAACUGUGGUGCCGUUCUCCUGACAGUGGUGCGGAAAGGAGGGGACAUGUCCAAGACCAUCUAUGUGGACUAUAAAACAGAGGAUGGCUCUGCCAAUGCUGGUGCUGACUAUGAGUUCACAGAGGGGACUGUUGUCUUGAAAUCUGGGGAGACCCAGAAGGAGUUCUCGGUGGGAAUUAUUGAUGAUGACAUAUUUGAGGAAGAUGAGCAUUUCUUUGUGCGGCUCAGUAACCUCCGUGUGGUGGAGAGUGAGGAACCUCCAGAGCUCAGUAACUCCCCAUACCCAAAGGCCAUAUUGGCUUCUCCUUGUGUGGCCACAGUGACUAUCCUGGAUGAUGACCAUGCUGGCAUCUUCACAUUUGAGUGUGACAUUAUACAUGUCAGUGAGAGCAUUGGUGUGAUGGAAGUCAAAGUCCUAAGGACAUCAGGUGCGCGGGGUACAGUCAUAGUGCCAUUUAGGACAGUAGAAGGGACAGCGAAAGGAGGUGGAGAAGACUUUGAAGACACUUAUGGGGAGCUGGAGUUCAAGAAUGAUGAAACUGUCAAAACAGUUCACAUCAAGGUAAUUGAUGAUGAGGAGUAUGAAAAAACCAAGAAUUUCUUCAUUGAGCUGAUGAGCCCCCGCAUGGUGGAUAUGAGUUUACAGAAAGCCCUACUGCUCACGCAAGAGGUGGCUGAGAGGAAGAUGACAGUUGAAGAGGAGGAAGCCAAGAGAAUUGCAGAGAUGGGCAAACCAAUACUCGGCGAGCACCCCAAACUGGAAGUCAUCAUUGAGGAGUCCUAUGAGUUCAAGAGCACCGUGGACAAGCUGAUUAGGAAGACAAACCUGGCUUUGGUUGUAGGGACACAUUCCUGGAGGGACCAGUUCAUGGAGGCCAUUACUGUGAGCGCAGCAGGUGAUGAGGAUGAGGACGAGUCUGGUGAGGAGCGCCUGCCGUCCUGCUUUGACUAUGUGAUGCACUUCCUGACAGUCUUCUGGAAGGUGCUUUUUGCCUGUGUGCCCCCCACUGAAUACUGCAAUGGCUGGGCCUGCUUUGUCGUCUCCAUCCUCAUCAUUGGCAUGCUCACCGCCGUCAUCGGCGACCUCGCCUCCCACUUCGGCUGCACCAUUGGCCUCAAGGACUCGGUGACCGCCGUCGUCUUCGUCGCCUUUGGCACUUCUGUACCAGACACCUUCGCCAGCAAAGCCGCAGCCGUCCAGGACAUGUACGCUGACGCCUCCAUCACCAAUGUCACAGGCAGCAACGCUGUCAACGUCUUCCUGGGCAUCGGGCUGGCGUGGUCGGUGGCAGCGAUCUACUGGGCGUCGCAGGGGCAGGAGUUCCAGGUGUCAGCAGGCACCUUGGCGUUCUCCGUCACCCUCUUCACCAUCUUCGCCUUCAUCUGCAUCAGCGUCCUCCUCUACCGCCGGCGACCUCACCUUGGGGGGGAGCUGGGCGGCCCCCGGGGCUGCAAAGUGGCCACAACAUUGCUCUUCGUCAGCCUCUGGCUGCUCUACAUCCUCUUCGCCACCCUGGAGGCCUAUUGCUACAUCAAGGGGUUUUAGGUGGUGGAGGGACGGUGCUGCCGGGGGAGGGACCACCUCCUCCGUUACCUCACCGGACACCGGUCCUGGAAGCGCUGUUUCACUGGAGGGUACGGCCGUCUGUCAGGGGCUGCCACUGCCCAGACGGUCGGACAGCUGUGCCAAGAAAGGCAAAACCAUCACAGAGUGAAAAAAACAAAGAGACAAAACCCAUCCAAAAAUGGUACAAAAGAAAGCAACAAUGGCAAGUGUUGAAAUAAAACACAAUAAACCCAGGCACUGACCCUAUUCAAUGAAA